AUGUUUUCUUACAGGACUGAAUUUGCUCUUAAAGAAAUCAUGUCCUCUGGAGGUGCUGAAGAUGAUAUCCCACAGGGAGAGAGGAAAACAGUUACAGACUUUUGUUACCUUCUGGAUAAAUCUAAGCAACUGUUCAACGGAUUAAGAGAUUUGCCACAAUAUGGGCAGAAGCAGUGGCAGUCCUAUUUUGGAAGAACUUUUGAUGUUUACACCAAACUCUGGAAGUUCCAGCAGCAGCAUCGACAAGUCUUGGAUAAUCGGUAUGGCUUGAAGCGGUGGCAAAUAGGGGAAAUUGCUUCUAAGAUUGGGCAGCUAUACUACCAUUAUUACCUACGCACAUCUGAGACCAGCUAUCUGAAUGAGGCUUUCUCCUUCUAUUCUGCAAUCAGACAGAGAUCAUAUUAUUCUCAAGUCAAUAAAGAGGACAGACCUGAGUUGGUCGUUAAGAAGCUUCGAUACUAUGCAAGAUUUAUUGUAGUUUGUCUUCUUCUCAACAAAAUGGAUGUUGUGAAGGAUUUGGUGAAGGAAUUGUCAGAUGAAAUUGAAGAUUAUACUCACCGCUUUAAUACGGAAGAUCAAGUGGAAUGGAACUUGGUGCUUCAAGAAGUAGCAGCUUUCAUUGAGGCGGACCCCGUAAUGGUAUUGAAUGAUGAUAAUACCAUUGUUAUCACAUCUAAUCGCCUUGCGGAGACAGGAGCACCAUUGCUGGAACAGGGCAUGAUUGUGGGACAGUUGUCUCUGGCUGAUGCGCUCAUUAUUGGUAAUUGUAAUAACCAGGUUAAGUUUAGUGAGCUGACUGUCGACAUGUUCCGGAUGUUACAAGCCCUGGAAAGGGAGCCAAUGAAUUUAGCUUCCCAGAUGAAUAAACCAGGAAUGCAGGAAUCAGCUGAUAAACCUACCAGACGAGAAAACCCCCACAAGUAUCUGCUCUACAAACCAACCUUCAGCCAACUCUACACGUUCUUAGCAGCAUCUUUUAAGGAGCUGCCUGCCAAUAGUGUACUUCUGAUUUACCUGUCAGCCACUGGCGUUUUCCCCACAGGUCGUUCUGAUAGUGAAGGUCCUUAUGAUUUUGGCGGAGUACUUACUAAUAGUAACCGGGAUAUUAUAAAUGGAGAUGCCAUCCACAAACGAAAUCAGUCCCACAAGGAGAUGCACUGCCUUCAUCCUGGAGACCUCUAUCCUUUCACAAGGAAGCCACUGUUUAUUAUCGUGGAUUCAUCCAACAGCGUUGCAUACAAGAAUUUCACAAACUUAUUUGGACAGCCACUAGUCUGCUUGCUUUCUCCUACAGCGUAUCCAAAGGCUUUACAAGAUCAAUCUCAACGAGGUAGCCUCUUCACUCUCUUUUUGAACAAUCCUCUAAUGGCCUUCCUAUUUGUCUCUGGAUUGUCAAGCAUGCGCAGAGGCCUAUGGGAAAAGUGUCAAGAAUAUCUUCGAAAAAUCAACCGCGAUAUUGCCCAGCUACUGACCCAUUCACGUUCAAUAGAUCAGGCAUUUCUCCAGUUUUUUGGAGAUGAGUUUCUUCGCUUGCUCCUCACAAGAUUUAUCUUUUGUUCAGCCACCAUGAGGAUGCACAAGAUUUUUCGGGAAACGCGAAAUUAUCCAGAAUCAUACCCACAACUGCCGAGGGAUGAAACAGUGGAAAACCCUCAUCUCCAGAAGCACAUUCUGGAAUUAGCGUCCAUUCUGGAUGUUCGAAACGUGUUCCUCGAGAGUACCAUAGAUGACUAUUAA
This is a messenger RNA of Puma concolor (puma), 1737 nucleotides long. NCBI's taxonomy places the organism in Eukaryota, Metazoa, Chordata, Mammalia, Carnivora, Felidae. The record is from RefSeq and is a predicted model, not a curated record.